AUGGAGGACCGGAUAUACUCCAGCUCCUUCUUGGGACGACACAGUCCGCAUGCGCACCACCUCCCCGCCGAGGUCGAGGAAGGAAACGUCGAGUACAAGCUCAAGUUGAUUGACCCGUCGCCGGAGCGGGUACAGCACCUCAUCACCCAGAUGAAGUGGAGACUCUCCGAGGGCCACGGCGAGGCCAUGUACGAAAUCGGAGUCGCCGACAACGGAGAGCUUGUCGGUCUGACCAGAGCCGAUAUGGACCAGACCAUCGCGACUCUCAGGAUGAUGAGCCAGUCUCUUUCGGCUGAAAUCUCGCUGAUCCGCGAGCGUCCCGUGCCCACCGCCAUCCGGAUGAUCGCCGAGGUGCUUGUUAGAAAGUGUCUGGUCGAUCAGCAUCACUUUCUGGAGAUCCGAGUGGCCAUCAUUGGAGCGGCCGACGCUGGAAAAUCAACGCUUUUGGGAGUGCUGACGCACGGCGAGGCUGACAAUGGCAACGGAAAAGCCCGGCUGAAUCUCCUGCGUCAUCGCCACGAAAUCCAGACUGGCCGCACGUCGUCCCUCUCCCAGCAGAUCAUUGGAUUCACGGCCUCGGGGGAACUUCUCAACUACGCCACUACCAACAUUACCCGGUGGGAGCAGAUCUGCGAGAUUGCCUCCAAGGUCGUGACCUUCCUCGACACUUGCGGCCACCCAAAGUACCAGCGAACCACCCUGGCUGGACUCACCGGACAUGCCCCGCACUAUGCCUGCCUCAUCAUCAGUGCCAGUGCCAGCGGCCUCCCCGAGAUCUCUCGCGACCACUUUGGCAUGGCCAUGAUUCUGAAGGUCCCACUGUUCAUCGUCAUCACAAAGGUCGACAUUGCAACCAUAGAACAGCUCACUCGAACGAUGAACGCCCUGUUCCAGCUCCUCAAGUCGCCCGGGGUUCGACGGGUGCCCUUUGUGAUCCAGACCAAAGACGACGUUUGCUCCGCAGCCGCCAACUUUGACAGCUCCAAGAUCAUCCCGGUCUUCCUGACCUCGAGCGUCACGGGCGAGAAUCUGCACCUCGUGGCAGAGUUCCUCAAUCUGCUCAAGAAGCCAGGCACGACCAGCCCAGCGCCCGGAAAGGAGACCCAACUGGACAAGAAGGCGGAUCUGCCGUUUGUGUUCCAAAUCGAUGACUACUACGAUGUUCCGGACGUCGGGCAGGUUGUGGGCGGCAUCGCCGUCAACGGCCGUGUCCAGCUGCGCGGCCCGCUCUCGUUCCUCUCGCAAUACUACAUUGGUCCCCACAAAGGCAAGUUCUACAGGGUCCUGCUGGUGGGCGCACAUCGCCAGCGAUGCCCCGUCAGCCACGUCCAAGCUGGACAGGCGGCCACCUUUGCCGUCCACAUCCCCAAAGCCGACUUGGUUGUCAGCAAGAGGAGAAUCCCCGCGAUGACAAAGUCUGCGUCUCUGACUCCUCUGUCGAGACCCAAGACGGACCAACGAAAGAUCAAGAACCGCUACUCGACCCCAGAGUUCCUCGCGUUCGACGGCGCUGAGAAGCACACCACACCGGCGUUCAAGGUGCGGAAGGGAAUGGUUAUCCUCGAGUCGGUCGCCAACGCCCAGGGCCACUAUCCCGUGCCCCGCGCCUCACUCGAGUUUAUCGCCGACCUGCACAUUCUCUAUGCGCCCGGCCGGCUCCACAUAGGAACCCAGGGCAUUGUAUACUGUCGCUCGAUCCAGCAGAGUGCGAGGCUGGUCGAGAUCGUUGAGCAAUUCACGACCGGUCGAGACACCGCGCCGCCAGGAAAAUUUGCCAAGUCCACCGCCGCUGCUGCUGGUGGUGGUGCAGCAGCAGCAGCAGUGAAAACGAAGACAUUGGGUCAAGAUGUCUCGACUAUGGCGACAAAUCCCUCUGCCACCGCGGCCCCGCCCGCCAAACCACCACAGCCAGCCAAACAUGCCGCCCUUGAAUCGUCCACCAGCAACACUCUCAAGUCGGGCGACAAGGUGCGAGUCCGACUUCGAUUCCUGAACGAGCCCGAGUGGAUGGGCACCGACAGUAUGAUCCUGUUCCGCGAUGGACGCAUGAAGUGUGUCGGCAAGAUCGUCCAGGCGCUGUGA
This is a messenger RNA of Polychytrium aggregatum, 2082 nucleotides long. RefSeq names its product P-loop containing nucleoside triphosphate hydrolase protein. Gene Ontology annotation, molecular function: translation elongation factor activity; GTPase activity; GTP binding. Lineage: Eukaryota; Fungi; Chytridiomycota; Chytridiomycetes; Polychytriales. The record is from RefSeq and is a predicted model, not a curated record. The transcript has 6 exons. The coding region runs from base 1 to 2082 and encodes 693 amino acids. Gene Ontology annotation, biological process: translational elongation.